GACCAAACACAGUGGAGGCGCGAGUCGCGUUCAGUAGUCUUUUCAAAAAGUCGUUGUAACGGACAGCUGCGGACAGAUGUUAAGUAUGAGGGCAGCGUUAUGAAAGGGUCUGUGUGUUGCUGCCGCCAUGACACAGUCUGUUAUUGUCCAAGUUGGACAGUGUGGCAACCAGGUUGGCUGCAGGUUUUGGGAUCUUGCUUUGCGAGAACAUGCCCAUGUCAAUAAAAAAGGAUUGUAUGAUGAGGCUCUCAGUAGCUUUUUCAGAAAUGUGGACUCGAGGAAAAGUGACAGGGGAACCUGUGUUGGUGGGAGAAUCCAACAUCUGAAGGCCAGGGCGGUGCUGGUGGACAUGGAGGAGGGUGUGGUCAAUGAGAUCCUGCAGGGCCCAUUGAGAGAAGUGUUCGACAGCACUCAGCUCCUCACAGACGUGUCAGGUUCCGGCAACAACUGGGCAGUUGGACACAUGACAUAUGGCUCAGCCUACAGGGAGCAGAUAGUGGAUACACUGAGGAAGGCAGCAGAACACUGUGACUGUCUGCAGUGCUUCUUUCUCAUUCACUCUAUGGGAGGAGGUACUGGUUCUGGCCUGGGGACCAGAGUCCUGAGCCUGCUGGAGGAGGAGUUCCCUGAGGUGUGUCGAAUUGUCACCUCCAUUUAUCCGUCUGCUGAGGACGAUGUCAUCACCUCUCCCUACAACAGCGUUCUGGCCAUGAGAGAGCUCACCGAGCACGCCGACUGUGUCCUGCCUGUGGAAAAUCAGUCGUUGGUGGACAUCGUGAACAAGAUCAAACAUAUGUCUCACGGUGGAAGGCCAGGCUCGAUGAUCAAGAGAGACAGCACCAUCAUCUCUGGGCAGGGCGGGCUCAGUGGGGCAGAGAAGCCCUUUGAUGCCAUGAAUAACAUUGUGGCUAACCUGUUGCUCAAUAUUACCAGCUCAGCUCGUUUUGAGGGAUCUCUCAACAUGGAUCUGAAUGAGAUUGCCAUGAAUCUGGUCCCCUUCCCUCAUUUACACUACCUGGUGCCCAGCCUCACCCCUCUCUACACACUGGCAGAUGUCAGUGUCCCCACCAGAAGACUGGAUCAGAUGUUCAGUGAUGCCUUCAGCAAAGACCACCAGCUAAUCCGAGCCGACCCGAAGCACAGCCUCUACCUGGCCUGCGCCCUCAUGGUCAGGGGAAAUGUGCAGGUGUCCGACCUCCGCAGGAACAUUGAGAGACUCAAGCCUUCGCUGCCCUUUGUCUCGUGGAACCAGGAAGGCUGGAAGACUGGCCUGUGUUCAGUGCCUCCUGUGGGUCAUUCCCACUCCCUGUUAGCCCUGGCCAACAACACCUGUGUGAAGCCCACAUUCAUGGAGCUGAGAGAACGCUUUACCAAGCUCUACAGGAAGAAGGCUCACUUACACCACUACCUGCAUGUAGAAGGGAUGGAGCAGAGCUUCUUCUCAGAGGCCAUCAACUCUCUCAGCUCGCUGAUUGAAGAGUACCAGCAUCUGGAUGCCACCAAGGGGAGACUCAUGCCUGACGCACCCAGACUCAGCGUCGCCAGAUGAAGUUCCCCUCUAUUGUAGAUCUGUUUUCUGUCUGUCUGCUUGCAUAGCAAUGAUUAUUGUUCCAAAUGAAUUCACACAACCAAAUCUUUUGUCUAUACUUUUAUAACUUAUAUAUAUGAAUAUUGUCUAAUUUAUCAACAAAAAAAAAGCAGGAACUUGUAAAAAGAAUGGAAGAGUUUAUUUAAACCUGUAGUAUGACCUGACUUGGCAUUGUUUAGGCCCCCUGUUCAUAGCAUUGCGAGGUACUGUUAAUGAGUCGACAUCUGCUGUUACAGCUACUGCACUGGCCACAGUCUUUGUUGUUCUUGCACGUAAGAUUCAUAAACGCUUUUAUCAUAACUAAAAA
Micropterus salmoides (largemouth bass) is the source of this 1895-nucleotide messenger RNA. It is a transcript of the gene tube1, whose product is annotated as tubulin, epsilon 1. Gene Ontology annotation, biological process: mitotic cell cycle; microtubule cytoskeleton organization. Gene Ontology annotation, molecular function: GTP binding; structural constituent of cytoskeleton. NCBI's taxonomy places the organism in Eukaryota, Metazoa, Chordata, Actinopteri, Centrarchiformes, Centrarchidae. Bases 128 to 1549 code for a protein of 473 amino acids. The transcript is spliced from 12 exons. Gene Ontology annotation, cellular component: cytoplasm; microtubule. The record is from RefSeq and is a predicted model, not a curated record.